This is a messenger RNA of Lolium perenne, 3638 nucleotides long. The record is from RefSeq and is a predicted model, not a curated record. Lineage: Eukaryota; Viridiplantae; Streptophyta; Magnoliopsida; Poales; Poaceae.
CAACUCAUUGAAUCUGUAUGAAACCAAAAUCAAAAGGGAUAGAAAAGGAAAAACGGGCAGAACAGAAACGAGUUGACUCGUCUUCCAGAGCGACAGCCGCCGCCCCUCAGCCGCCGCCGCCGCCCCGGAGCCGCCGCCGCCCCGCAGCCUCCGCCGCCCCGGAGCCGCCGCCGCCACGCAGCCGCCGCCGCCACCGCGAGCCGCCGCCCCUCCCCCGUCGCGGGACUCACAGCCCCGGCCUGUCCUUCGAGCGUCGACACCCCCUCUCCUCCGCCGCGAGCCGCCACGCCCUGCUCCCGUCGCGGGACCCGUCUUGUCCGCCGCAGCCGAGAGCCGCCGCCGCCGCCCCUUCCUCCGUCGCGGGGAUCGCCUGGAGAUUCACUGUCCCUUCAUCUCCGUCGCCACCCCCUCCCCUCCGUCACGGGGAUCGCCGGGGGAGUCACUGGCCCAUCCCCUCGGUAUCGGGAAUCGGCCGGAGCUUCGCUGGGAUCGCCGGGAGCAUCGCUUCUGUGGACGUCGUUUGUAUGUGAUAUGCAGGAAGAUAUGGCUGAUAUGAGCGGGGAUUGUAAAGAGUACCAUGAGAUCGUUAUCAAGACGUUUGUUAGCGAGGAAGACGGAUUCAAUUUCUACAACAGUUAUGCUCUUGAGAAAGGAUUUAGCGUGCGGAGAAGCUACGUUGAGUGGGAUGAAGCCAACAAGGAGAUAAUUUUGAGGAAAUUUGUGUGUAGUCGCGAAGGUUGUCGUGAAGAGAAGCACAUGAAGAGGAAGAGAGCAGAUAUGAAGAGGAGGCCACGGAAUAUCACUCGUGUUGGGUGUAAAGCCAAACUGGUCAUCGCAAGAGCCGAGGAAACAGGGCAGUGGUUUGUGAAGGAUUUUAUCGAUGUACACACGCAUAAACUGGCCCCAGGGGAUAUUGCUUGCCUGCUACGUUCACAUAGAAGAAUCAGCGCCGAGCAGAAAGCGGACAUUAUAGAGAUGGAAACUGCUGGGAUCCGCAAACACAAAAUCAUGGAUGUAUUGCGCAUGCAAUGCGGUGGUUUCGAUAAGGUUGGAUGCACGACAAGGGACAUUUAUAAUUUCUGCCAUCAGUACAAGCAGGAAACAGUUGCUGACGGUGAUGCUCAAACUGUGAUCCGUCACAUGAUGGCGCGUGAAGAGAGAGAUCCAGGUUUUUUCUUCAGAUACCUGGUUGAUAAAGAUGAUCAUCUGAAGGGACUGUUCUGGUGUGAUAGUCAAUCCCGGCUUGACUACAAGGCUUUCGGCGAUGUUGUUGUUUUCGACAGCACCUACAGGACCAAUAAGUACAAUCUGCCAUUUGUGCCGUUUGUUGGGUUGAAUCACCACCGCAGCACUGUUAUUUUUGGAUGUGGUAUUAUUUCCCAUGAGACGACGGAGGCGUACGAGUGGAUGCUGGAGGUCUUCAGUGAAGCCAUGUCCCAGAAGCACCCAAUAUCUGUGAUCACCGACGGGGACCUUGCAAUGCAGAGAGCAAUCAGGGUGAUCUGGUCUGACUCGAACCAUAGGCUGUGUGUAUGGCACAUUCAGCAGAACAUUGUACGUCAUCUUAGUGAUGACAAGGUUAAGGAGGAAUUCAGAUCUUUCAUAUAUGAUUCCUCUUCCAUUGCCGAGCAUGAGAGCAAAUGGCUAGAUUUCUUGGAAAGGAAUAAAGUAACAAGUGAGGAGUCGUGGCUGCAUCAGAUGUAUCAGAUGAGGAAGCUGUGGUGUGCCCCAUAUCUGGCGGGCCGUUGUUUCUUAGGAUUGAGCAGUAAUCAGCGGAGCGAGAGCUUAAACUCUGUCCUUCAUACGCAUCUUAGUUCGCAGAUGACAUUAUUUAAAAUGCUAGAGCAUUAUGAGCGUUGUCUUUCGACACGACGCUUGAAUGAGACGGUCCUAAACAUCGUGUCCUUGCAGUCCGUUCCAUAUACAGAGCCGGAUGCUUCAAGUCUUGAGGUACACGCUGCAAUGGUUUUCACAUCUAGUGUGUUUAAGAUGGUCAGAUAUAGCUUAGAUGCUGUCAGCAAAUGUUUUAUGAGCAAUAUACUAGAUGGAAGUGACCUAGAUGGAUCCGACUUGGUUACGUUUGUUGUGGCUAAGAAAGAUAGAAGAGAGAAGAAGUUUGAAGUGCGCUCUGUGGAGAAAGAAGGCUCUCCGUACAGGAUCAGUUGCUCUUGCCGUAAGCUGGAAUGCGUAGGCACACCAUGCUCCCACAUACUGUACGUAUUAGGAACAAUUAAAGCAAAAGAACUUCCUAGGUGCUGUGUUCCCACCAGGUGGACGAUGAGUGCAAGGUCUGCAUACCCUCUUCCGAGCAGAAAUAGUGGCAUGUAUGACUAUUCGAAAAGCCUGAUGAGGUACCGUGAGUUGCGGAAAUUGAGUCACGCGGCAUGUUUCAGGGCAUGUCAGUCGGACGAGGCGUACCAUCGUCUUGAGAUGGUUCUGAAAGCACCAGACGACAGCAUGGAAUCAACUAGUGGUCAGAAUGAAUCUAUUAGGUUUGGCCCGGUGCUGCCUCUAACUGAGCAAACUGUUCCUGGGGAUUUGGGGAAGGUUCUGGAUCCCUUGUGUGUGCAAGGCCGAGGUGCGCCGAAGAAAAGGCUGCAGGCAAAGAUGAAGAAGCCAAGAUCAAAGGGCAAAUGUGGCUAUUGCGGGGACGAGGGUCACAAUGUUCGUACAUGCAAAAAGUUGAAAGAGGACAACAAGCUGCGAGAAGAAGCUUUAUGACGGGUGCAUUUGAAGUCUGAUUGUAGAGUUGCAGGAAACCAAAUCCAGUUUCAGCAUCUAGGCUUGUGGGGAACACUCAUUCUGCUUGUGUAAAACUCCCUAAUUACUUCAAUUUGUCUUCGUCUUGGAAGCAUAUACUUUGCUAGGAAACUUGCAUUUCUUUCAUAUCGUGACGAAGAGUCGGAAAGAGACCUGGUGUUGUCCAUUCAGUCGUGCAUUAACGAAGCCGUGAACACUGGCUGGGUAACAACGUCUAAGCAGAUCAAUAUUGCCAAGUGGAAAACCGUAUGCUAUACUAACAUACCACAACAGAAGGAUGGCCACUCCUGUGGGGCGUACACGUUGAAAUACAUGUUGUCAUGGGACGGAAAUGAAAUGAUGGAUUAUUUCACGCAGGCGCUGAUAGAUAUUUUUAGCUUCAAAAUAUGCUCAAGGCUGCUGCGUUCAGAUUGCAACCCGCUUCGAAAAGAAUCCUACAAGAAACCUAUAACGAAAGAGAACUAUACUGCCAGCAUUGCACAGGAUCCUAAAGAUGUGGAAGACGACAUCAGGGAAAUCAGCAAUCCUAAUGUUUCCGAGAAACCCAAGGAAGACGUCGUCAUGGAAACCAGCCCUCCUAGACCCAAGCGCAAACGUGGCCGUCCGAGAAAAGUAAAGACUAACACUCCAACCGAUACGGUCGAACAAGAAAUUGCCACCGAGACUCCCGCUGGACUUGCCGACGGCAAACGCAUACGCAAACCAUCAAAAACAAAGACCAGCCCGUACACAACACCAUGAAGUUUGAUGUGGUCUCUAAAUGAGAUGAAUGAUCUUAUUAGCAUUUUUUUUUCAAUUUUCAGUUGUUUUUCACUUAUUAUUUGUACGCUACUACUUCUAAGCAACUGUUAUAGCUUACAAAAUUCUCGUGACCAUCA